Molecule: messenger RNA, 1950 nt
Organism: Fragaria vesca subsp. vesca
Lineage: Eukaryota; Viridiplantae; Streptophyta; Magnoliopsida; Rosales; Rosaceae
Product: solute carrier family 25 member 44-like
Exons: 1
Coding region: 549-1601 (350 amino acids)
Biological process (GO): transmembrane transport
Source: RefSeq, a predicted model, not a curated record
CCCUCUCUCUCUCUCUCUUCUCUCUCAGCUCAAUCCACUUCGCUUUCUGUGAGUCUCUUCCUCUCUUUGCUGGGAUUGGAUCAAUCUCCACCGUCGAUCUUUCUUCUACCUGAUGAAGCAGCUCUAGAAGGAACACGAUGAGCCCUGGUGAUCUUCUCCUGGUAAGAAGGAACACUUGUAGUAUUCAUUCCUGUUUUCACUUCCGGAAAUGUUCGACCCAUUUAUGGUGAUCCACGUUCGAACCUCCCCAAUCUGGUUGCGCAAGCGAAAAAAAUCACACACCCAGAAAAACCCAUAUCCAAAUUACUAAUCUUUUCGUACCAAAACUCCAAAUCUUUCAUCUUUUUGGGUUUCAGACGCAAUCUUUUUCAAGCUGUAAAGUUCCAAGAUUUCAUUUUUUCUUCAUUUGGGUCUAGCUUUUCUGCUUUGCAAAAUAGCAAUAGCAUCAGUAUCAGAUAGUUUGAGUUGAAUUAGUUGGAGUUGUACAAAUUUUUGAGUUGGGAAAAGAGGGGUUUUGGUUUGUUUAGUUGAUUUUCAAGGUGGCUAAGAUGAGCUUAAGAACAGCCGAGGAUGAUUCGGCUUCGGAGAUUCAUAUCCCAGCCGAUAUAGAUUGGCAUAUGCUUGACAAGUCCAAGUUUUUCUUUCUGGGUGCUGCUUUGUUUUCUGGUGUUUCAGCUGCUUUGUACCCAAUUGUGGUCUUAAAGACUCGCCAGCAGGUCUCCCCUGCUCAAAUCUCUAGCUUCAAGAUGUCGUAUUCCAUCAUGCGCCACGAGGGGCCGAAAGGGUUUUACCGAGGUUUUGGGACCUCUCUGAUGGGUACCAUUCCGGCCCGGGCUCUCUACAUGACAGCUCUUGAAGUUACCAAGAGCAAUGUUGGGAGUGUGACUGUGAAAUUGGGGUUUUCGGAUACUACUGCAUUGGCUAUCGCUAAUGCUGCUGCAGGGGUGAGCUCGGCCAUGGCUGCGCAGUUGGUUUGGACACCGAUUGAUGUUGUGAGCCAGAGACUUAUGGUUCAGGGUUGUAGCUACAGCAACAAAAGCACCAUCCCCAGUGCGAGUUCGUGUUCAUAUCAGUAUAGGAAUGGUUUCGAUGCGUUUAGAAAAAUUGUAGGCGCAGAUGGGGUGAGAGGAUUGUAUAGGGGGUUUGGAAUUUCGAUACUAACUUAUGCACCGUCUAAUGCGGUUUGGUGGGCUUCUUACUCUGUGGCACACAGACUCAUUUGGGGUGGUUUUGGUUGCUACAUGUGCAAGAAAGAUGAGAAUGGCUCAGCCAAUGGGUCGCCUAAUCUUAAGCCUGAUUGCAAGUCAAUGUUGGCAGUUCAGGGGUUGAGUGCAGCCAUGGCUAGUGGGGUUGCAGCUUUGAUUACUAUGCCUUUGGAUACCGUCAAGACAAGGCUGCAAGUUUUGGAUGGAGAGGAAAAUGGUCAGAGAAGGCCAUUAACAGUAAUGCAGACUGUGAAGAAUUUGGUUAGGGAAGGAGGGUUUGGUGCUUGUUACAGAGGACUAGGGCCAAGGUGGGCAUCAAUGGCUAUGUCUGCCACAACCAUGGUCACUACCUAUGAGUUUCUCAAACGGAUGUCAACUAAGAACCAAGUGAGCUGAGAACUCAAUUUAGAAGAACACAGAAAGCAAUGUUGUUCUUUCCUUAUCCUUUCACAUCGUUCUUACUUCCUGGCAGUAUUGGCCUGCCUAGCUAUAGUUAUCAACUCAGAUAUGUAAAUUUUUGUAUAGUGUACCACUCUCCUAGAGUUUCCUCUUUUGCCUCUAAUUAAAUCUAUGUUGCAUCUUGCUCUUUCAUCUAUCUUUUAUCCUAGUAUUUUCCGGUUUUGGGUAAUUUUCCAAAGAGCUCUUUGCCUGAAAUAUCUGGGUUCUUGUAGGCAGCUGGAAAAGUGCAGAAGAGAAUUUUGUUAGCUACCUUGGAUUACAUGCUUUCCAAAGUAUAUUUGGGUCU